Molecule: messenger RNA, 7829 nt
Organism: Megalops cyprinoides (Indo-Pacific tarpon)
Lineage: Eukaryota; Metazoa; Chordata; Actinopteri; Elopiformes; Megalopidae
Product: AP2-associated protein kinase 1-like
Exons: 21
Coding region: 1393-4806 (1137 amino acids)
Biological process (GO): protein phosphorylation
Molecular function (GO): ATP binding; protein kinase activity
Source: RefSeq, a predicted model, not a curated record
AUUGAGCAGACUACAUCACUGUUAGUUGUUCAGAUUCCUCUUUACAUUUAUUUAUUUUCGGUGCUUAGAUGCGUCUAACCCUGCACUACGAUCAGAGGAUAUGCCGCCGAAUUUAAUAUAACGUGACGGUUUUGGACAUCCUUGAGAAUUCGGACGCAAAGGCGAGCAAGGGAAAUCUGGCUGGGAUGUACACCGGCAGCACCCCAAGUCGCCUCCCAGUUUCCCGUUUCGCAUUUCCUGCUUGCGGGAACGCACCACUGGGACUGACACAUCUGUGUUUUUAUAAGGAGCUCAAACCAUUCAUUGAAAAGCCGUUAACAAGCCAACAAGCCACCUAUAUUAUGCGAGUGGGGGAAACACUCGGUGCAAUAAGAAAAUAAACUAGCGGAGAAAAUCAACGCAACAGAAGGCAAGAGGAAUAAUACGGAUCCAUAAAAACGGAUAAUGUUAUCAGGCUGACUGUAUUUCUACUGGCUGGCCACCUAACUGAAAUGUCACUGAAUUGCGCGAGGUAGCUUGCUAGCUGUUCAGCUUUCUUAGAUAGCUUUGACGGUGAUGCUUCCAGUGGGGAAAUGAAUCUGUCCACGCUGGAACUGCGGCUGUCAGGCAGGUCCUUAGCUAGCCAGCUAGCUGCUUAGCUAGAUGGUUACCGUGCUGCAUCGGAUUUGCGCACGCAGGUCGCCCGGUGACCCGGUUAGCUAGCUAGCUACCUAAGUCAGCGGCUGCCAGUGUCUUCCAGCGGACACGGUUAAAGCAAAUGAGUGUGUGUUUUUUACGCGAAGAUGACGAAAGAAAAACCCGCAAUCGCAUAGUUAGCUCGCUGCUCACCUAAAUAUAAUGCUGUCAAGCAUGCUCGCCAACUAUUGUAUCGUAGUGUGCAAUGCUGUAUUUGUAUAUCUUGUUAGUCUAGCUUGCUAGCUUCGAAUUAAUAAGAUUGCAGACUAGCUAGCUGUCAUUGCUGGUUAGUCUCUCGGAGGUAUGAUUUAUCUUGGAUUCCUUCAGCUACAGUGAUGGAAAUACAAAUAGCUAGCUAGCUAACACAGUUGGCUAGCUAGCUAACUUGCAAUGUAGUUUAGAAUAAGCUGGGUACCUAAUGCAAGAGCAUUUUUAUGAACCGUUAACCGGGCAUUCGUUGCACACGAACGUGAAAGCAUUUAUCUAGCCAGAUUGCUAACAGCUAAGGCUGACAAGUUACCAAUCUUUAAGGCUGGCUAAAGUCGGGCAGCUUGUUUAUUCUUGUAUCUAGCUAGUCUACCUUUCCUAAUAGGGCCGCUUUCAGUGACAUGUGAGGCUCGCAUCAGUGGAACAAGCCAAUUCCCUGCAGUUAUUGUUUGAUCUUUUUUAUUGAUCAUUGUUUAAGUUGUUUUUUUUUAAUCGAUAUUUUCGAAAACAAUGAAGAAGUUUUUCGAUUCUCGCCGCGAGCUGGUCAGUUCUGGCCCGGGUUCGGGAGGCGGUGGGAGCAGCGGGUCCGGUUCUGCUGGAGGCAGCUUCAUUGGGAAAAUGUUCACUAUUGGACGGUACCAGGUGACCGUGGAUGAAACGCUGGCAGAAGGCGGUUUUGCCAUUGUGUUCCUGGUGCGGACUCACCAGGGCGUGCGCUGCGCUCUGAAGAGGAUGUACGUCAACAACGAGCACGACCUGCAGGUGUGCAAGCGCGAGAUCAGUAUCAUGAGGGACCUGGCGGGACACAGGAACAUCGUGGGCUUCCUGGACUCCAGUGUCACGCGGGUCGGAGGGGGGGACGUGUGGGAGGUGCUCAUCCUCAUGGACUUCUGUCGGGGGGGGCAGGUGGUGAACCUGAUGAACCAGCGUCUGCAGAGCGGUUUCACAGAGACCGAGGUUCUCAGCAUCUUCUGUGACACCUGUGAGGCCGUGGCACAGCUGCACCAGCGCAAAACUCCCAUCAUCCACCGGGACCUCAAGGUGGAGAACAUUCUGUUGCAUGAUAAGGGUCAUUAUGUGCUGUGUGACUUUGGCAGCGCCACCAACAAGUUCCAGAACCCUCAGACGGAGGGGGUGACCGCCGUGGAGGACGAGAUCAAGAAGUACACCACGCUGUCCUACCGCGCCCCGGAGAUGGUCAACCUCUACAGCGGCACGGUCAUCACCACCAAGGCAGACAUCUGGGCGCUCGGCUGCCUCCUGUACAAGCUGUGCUUCUUCACCCUGCCCUUUGGAGAGAGCCAGGUCGCCAUCUGUGACGGAAACUUCACCAUCCCAGACAACUCCCGCUACUCCCAGGACAUGCACUGCCUCAUCCGGUACAUGCUCGAGCCAGACCCCAGUAAGAGACCGGACAUCUACCAGGUGUCCCACUUCGCCUUCAGAUUGGCCGGUCGAGACUGCCCUGUGAAGAACACGCAGAAUUCCCCCAUUCCAGGCAAACUCCCUGAGCCAAUCAGAGCCAGCGAAGCUGCGGCAAAGAAGAGCCAGGGCCAGCAUAAAGCCAGACUGACUGAUCCCAUCCCCACCACCGAAACCUCCAUCACGCCCCGCCAGCGCCCCAAGGCCGCCCACGCCCAGCCCAGCGCCGGCAUCCUGCCCAUCCAGCCUGCCCUCACGCCCCGAAAACGAGCCAACGCCCCCGCCGGUGCUGCCACGCCCAUCGGGGUGAGCUUGGGCUCCGCCCAGCAGGCCGCCAGCGUCCAAUCACAGAAGGCGCAGGCCGCACAGUCUCCAGCGCCUCGGCCCAAAGCCACGCCCGCUGCACCUCAGGCCCUGCCCACCCAGGCCACGCCCUCUCCAGCCCAGGCCACGCCCCAGCCCCAGCAGGCCCCACUGAAGCAGCAGGCUGGAACAUUCUUCAGCCUCCAGCAGCAGCAGCAGCCAAUCCCGGUGCAGCAGUCAGCGCAGCAGCCAAUCCCGGUACAGCAGCCAGCGGGAGCAGGACCUGCUGGCACACGGCCGCCCACUGCUCCUGUCACCUCCCAGAAAGUGCCAGCCACGCCCCCUCAGCAGCGGCCCAGCACAACCCCUCCCACCGCCCCGCCCAAAGCCCCAGCGAGAAGCGCCCGGCGAAAGCAGGCAUCUGCGGCCCAGCCUGCGGCCCCUGCACCUGCCGCACCUGCGCCUACCCCACCUACUGCUCCUGUACCCGCUGCCCCUGUCUCAUCCACCACACCAGCUCCAGCCGUUUCGGCAGGCACACCUGUGGCAGCAGCUACACCUGUCUCCACCACUGCACCUGUUCCAACUGUCGCACCUGUCCCGGCUGGCACACCUGUCCCUGCUGGUGUACCUGUCCCGGCUGCUGUACCUGUGGCAGCAGCCACACCUGUCAGCAUACCUGCAGCCACUCCUACACCAAGUGCACCUGUUCCAGCUGUUGCACCUGUGUCAAACCUCACACCUGUUCCAGCUGUUGUACCCGUCUCGACCAACACAACUGUUCCAGCUGUGGCACCUGUCUUGGCUGGCAUACCUGCAGCCACCACUAUACCUGGUGCACCUGCUGCUGCACCUGUUCCAGCUGUGGCACCUGUCUCGGCCAGCGCACCUGCCCCGGCUGCUGUACCUGUGUCGGCCAGCACACCUGUGUCGGCCAGCGCACCUGCCCCGGCUGCUGUACCUGUGUUGACCAGCACACCUGUCCCAGCUGCUGUACCUGUUUCAGCCUCCCCUGCUGUGGCUGAGCUCUUGUUCAUCUCUGAAGAGGGGGGGACUCAGCAGGCAGAUUCUGCGUCGCCUCCCUCCCCCCCAACGCCCACUCUGCAGGGGGGUCACCGUCGCAUCGUGAGUGAUGUCACCCAUGGGGGCGGGGUCGGGGUGCCCCCCAGCCAGUCCACACAGAUGUUGCAGGCGGCUGCGGCCGAAGCCAACCUCAACAAGUGCAAGUCAGAGAGCGCCACCCCCUCCGACUCCCCCCACUCUUUGCAGCAGGGUGUUUGCCUGCAGGCAGAGCCGGCCACCUCCGUCACCCCCGCCCCCCUGGCCCCCCCGGCACCCCCAGCCGAAACGCACAGCGCCCCCGAGCAGCCCUCCUGGAACCCCUUCGGCGACGACAACUUCUCUAAGCUCACCGCCGAGGAGCUGCUCAACAAGGACUUUGCCAAAUUGGCUGACACCAAGCCAGAGGAGUCGGACAGCAGCUCUGAGGAGAAUCUCAUUCCAGGCCUGCCUGCGGUCCCAGCCACCCCGGCUCCAGCAGCUGAGGGAACUGCUGACAUUUUGAGUUUGGACUCCAGUGCGACUCUCCUGACUGUCCCGGCUGCUAUCCGCCCCCUGGCUCUCUCAGACACCCCAGAGAAACUGAUUGAGGGGCUAAAGUCUCCAGAGACGUCUCUCCUGCUGCCUGACCUUUUAUCCCUAGCCGACCCCUUCGGAAGCUCCACAGAGGGCACCGAGAACGAUGUGAGAGUGGGCUCCCUGAUCCCUGGUCUUGAAGCCCCUCAGCCUCAACAGCAUGUAGCUCCACCCGAGCAGGUCUCCAGCAGGUUGCCAGACCCUCUGGGGGGCAUGGACUCUCUGCUGGGCGGCUCCCUGCUCUCUGACCCCCCUGUGGGGCUGUCCUCCGUCUCCUCGCCCCCCUCCGCCACUCCCGCCUCUGCCUCCUGUCUGGACGAGUUUUCCCCCGUCUCUCUCGGCACCACCCAGCCCCUCCCAGACUCCUCUUUGCUCAUCUCGGGUUUCGACCAACCAGAGAGCACAGAGAAAGGGACUGAGGAUGAGUUUGACCCAAUUCCAGUGCUCGUCUCCAAAGGCUCUGCCCAAGGAGGCCACUCUCGCACAAACAGUACCAGUUCGGACCCCAGCCUCCCAAACCUGGCCUGCCCCCUGCUCUUGGUGGACCAGCUCAUCGACCUGUAGGGGGCUGGGGGUGCAUACGGGAUCUACCCCCACCCUCACUGACAGCUGACCAAGUUCAGCCUCUACACUAUUGGUCAAUCCCUCCCCAUCACCCGUUAUAUCAUCAUUCACAUUCCAUUGGCUCAUAUGAACUCCAUCAUACCACCUGGCUUGUCUUCACUGGACCAUGGCCUCUUUUUCUCUCUCUGUCUCUCUCAUACUCUCUCUCUAUCUCUCUCUCUCCUCAUGACCUGCCACCCUUUAAUAUUCUCCACCCACCCCUGUAGCCACCCCCAGAUAUUUUAAACUUCACCACAGUAGUUUGUGUGUGAAGUGUUGCAUCAUACCCUUCUUGAAUCAUUUACAUGCUGUCUUAGCAAUAUGGCGCCUUGAGCCCAAAAAGCAGUCCCGCUUAUAGACACUGGUACUCUGCAAGCUUUUAUGACCAAAGUGGGGGGCCAGGGAUAAUGUUCUAGGAGUCCCAUCAGACAUUCUGGUAACAAGAACAUAUGGCUUUUUUUUUUUUUUUUUUUCGAACAAUAUUAUUAAGGACGUUUGUUCUCACUGAUGAUGACUCCGAUGAGUCAGCACACUAGUCUCUGAUUGGUCAUACGUACGAGAAUGUGUUUUUUUCUUUCCUAAGGCAGAAAGCAUAUUCAUUGACCAGGUAAGCCAUCUCAGCAAAUGGUAGACCUAAACUGUGAAUAAAAAUGGAGGGAAUUUUGUUGCUGUCUCGUACUUUAAGUGGGUAGCUAUCCUGCUGGCUGAACUGAUAAAUAGCUAUAUAGCUGACUGGCCAUCUACAUAGCUGUUUAGCUGGGUAACUGGGUAGCUAGCUGCAUAUCUUGCUAGCUAAAUACAUAGCUCGCCAUCUACCUAGUUAAUUGGUGUGCUACUUGCCAGCCAGCCAACUAUAGUAUUUUAAGAGAUAGCCACGUGUCCAGGUUGUACAUUUGACCAGCCAGAGAGGCGUAUGCUGGAUCAUCAGACUGCUUGUAACAUGUUACAAUAUUGUAAAUAUUAUCAUGCUCUCUUAAAAACUCAAACCUAAGGAGUAUGUUCUAGUUAUCCUUGACUUGGUCACUUGACUGUUACUUUGCUUGUAAAGCUUGCAGUUUUCCAAUUAUGGCCCACAGAAAAGCGGCUACCAUCAGGGUGUGCCAGCGUCCAGUGAAAUGUGGUCAGUUUCUCCUUUCAAGAGGCCCCUGGACAUAAGCAGACCCGGCAGAUACAGGCUGUACCCAGUGCAGUUUGACACUCUGUCACCAGAUACAAGACUUUGAGACCGUCGCUGGGCGGUGGCAUUAUGCCUGAACUGCUUCUGCUACAAAGCAAUGCAUUCCUGUUUGGUCAGGAGCUGAGCAAAAAGUGCUCAGUAUUACUUCAACAGGACAGAGCUUGUGAGAAAAAAAGUGGGUGAAAAUUAUAACAGCAUAGCAGUUUACACCCCAAAAAAACACCCACUCAUCACAGGUACAUCAUUGUAUGAAAAACCCAGAUAUAUAGCAGUGCCCUCAGAGACCCCAGACGUAGCUGGUUUCAAUCACCCAUCUCUGUGUUACCAUGGCCACUGUCUGGCAGACUGACAUCCCUGUCGUCUUCUUGCCAGAUAUAGUCCCAGUGACUUUUAACUCGCUGACUGUUUCUGCACACACCCCUCCUCACACGCUCUGCGUCUCAUUCGCUGGUAGCAGCGUCUCUCCCUCAGUGACGCUCUCUGUGAGUACUGCUACCAUCUGCUCACCAUCUCUCAGUUAUGCUGCCUGUAUACUGCAAGUCCUUUUUCAUUUGCUCUCAACCUGGUCUCCCAGCAUCCCGGCCCUUUAAGACUACAUUACCCACGCUCCUCCUGCCCAUCCCUGCAGCACCCAUGGUGCUUUGCUGCAUUUCAGUGCUAUCCUUUCACUUGCUUUGCGUGUUACCUUGGUGCUUGUGUUGUGUGUUCAUUUUUGCGUGACUCGGUGUGUUCAGUGAUUUGUUUUUUCGUGCUGGGGGAGCACUUUUUGGCUCAUGUAACCCUGCAGGUCUCCUCUACAUUAUGGUACCCAUUCAUUCCCAGCACGUAUGUCCAGCACCCCAGUCAGGACCCCCAUCUCCCCUGUACAUAACCUCCAUAUCGCCAGUUGGCCCCAGAACGGUGUAUAUUGUUAAACUGCAGUGGCAGAAAUAUCCCAUUGUUUAAAUGUCCCUUCUACCCUCUCAUGUCAAACAAAUAGUAUAAGUACAUAGUGAAAAAGAUAAAAUUCUAAAAGAUAUCUAAAAUAUGGUGAAGAGUAUAUGUGAAUAUAGAUAGAGUGCUUAUUGAAUGAAUGUAUGACGUAUCAGUAUAUGAAUAUAUAUGUAUAUUAUUCUCAUGAUUAUGGUUAUAGUUUUAAGAAGAGCUCUCUAUGUCUGUGUUUUCUUUAUGGAGCUGUGUCAGAGAGUGUGGAUGCAGUUUUCCCUCUGUCGGUCAGACGGUCGUUCUGUCUGUCUCUGGCGUAAGAGACGGGGACAGACGACCUCGUGUUUGACCGUUUUAACGCUUAUUUUAAAUGUUGUGUUAUCCUCUGAUCGCCAGGCCCGGUCGGAGCCGCGCUGCUCCAGCACUGUGGAGUCACACUGUAGAGAGCAGUUGGUUGUUGUUCAUGCCGCCCGUCCCGCCCGAUCACAGUUCCGCCCCAACGGGGGGUCGAGUGAGGCCCCACUGUGGCACUCAGCGCUACGGCAAAGCUCUGUGGAUGAGAACAUAUCAUUGCAUGGCACAGCGUCUCAGGAUGAGUGUCUGUACUGUAAUCUCAAUGUAUUCUGUGUGCGUGUGUGCGUGUGUGCGUGGGCGCGUGUGUGCGUGUGUGUGGGCGUGUGUGCGUGUGUGUGUGUGUGGGUUAGGACGAGGAUGGAAGGCCGAAUGGAUUAGGGUGCUCAAAGUGGUUGUUCUGUCUGCCCUGUUGCCGCUGUUUCCAUGGCGAUAUCCAAACAAUCACCAUCCCCAUUGUAACUGACCUUCACUGCGCCCUGCUGUUGUGUGAGCAGUUUUAACUGGGUCAGCACAUCGAGGUACCCCCCCC